AUGAAAUCUUUCCUUUCGUGUGUUUGCCUCGUGCUGCUCCUAACGGUGGCCACGCUUGCCGCCCCGGCUUCCCCUAAGGGUGCCACCAGCUCGUCCGAGUCCGUCGAAUCGAACGAAUCCAACGAGAAGGAAGUGGUCGGCGGAGAGGUUAAUUCUGCGGCCGAAGUGACGGAUGCGAACAUGGAGCUAACGGACACCAGCCGGGUAACCCGACCCGUGACGGCCGACACUCCGAAGACAUCCCUGGCGGCGGAGGUAACAACAGCGACCACCAAGGUACCCCUGCCUACUACCGAUACUUCGACGACAACCAAUGUGGCGGAAGUAAGAACAACUGCUGCAACGUCCAGUGCCGAUACUCCGAAGACAACCGAAGCGGUGGAAGUGCGCAAAACAUCAACGACGACGACUUCAACCGCGACGACCAAGAGUACUCCUACUUUCCCAACGGUGAGCGUUGAGGUACAUGAGACGAUCCGUCCCGCGUUGUCCACGGCCCGUACGACCAGCGAAACAUCUACGGUUCCGGAGGGAUAUUCCGAGAAGGGAACGACUCCCGAAGCGCGAGUGACCUCCGAGGCCGCCGAUGAGGUUGGAGUAACUACAAAAUCGAACGACGAUGUGGUCGAAUUGACCGUUACCGUGUCGGAAAAUGCAACCGUCGAUGUUAGCGUGGGAAGCAGUGACACCGGUUCCACCACAGGAGCUGAAACCGAUGCCCUCAACACUGCUUAG
This is a messenger RNA of Anopheles coustani, 735 nucleotides long. RefSeq lists its product as uncharacterized. The transcript has a single exon. The record is from RefSeq and is a predicted model, not a curated record. Bases 1 to 735 code for a protein of 244 amino acids. NCBI's taxonomy places the organism in Eukaryota, Metazoa, Arthropoda, Insecta, Diptera, Culicidae.